This is a messenger RNA of Aplysia californica (California sea hare), 1549 nucleotides long. RefSeq names its product protein tilB homolog. NCBI's taxonomy places the organism in Eukaryota, Metazoa, Mollusca, Gastropoda, Aplysiida, Aplysiidae. Gene Ontology annotation, biological process: outer dynein arm assembly. Gene Ontology annotation, cellular component: cytoplasm. The record is from RefSeq and is a predicted model, not a curated record. Gene Ontology annotation, molecular function: protein binding. The transcript is spliced from 17 exons. Bases 92 to 1495 code for a protein of 467 amino acids.
AGUACAUAUUUUAACUAUUUUGGCGUCUCUGACGACGAUUGCAGUCUAUCUGAAAAGGAUUUUCUCCUGUUCGCAUGAUAUUGAAUUCAUCAUGGUUCGCAUUACAGAAGAUCUUGUACGUAAAAGGGCUGAGCACAAUGAACUUCAAAUUUCCUCUCUGGAGGAAGUCUCAUUGCAUCAACAAGACAUUGAAAGGCUUGAACAUCUGGACAAAUGGUGUCGAGAGCUCAAGAUUCUGUAUCUUCAGAGUAAUCUGAUACCAAAAAUAGAAAAUGUCAGCCGCCUCAAAAAGCUGGAAUACUUGAAUUUAGCCUUGAAUAAUGUUGAGAAGGUUGAAAAUUUAGAAGGUUGUGAAUCAUUGAGGAAACUAGAUUUGACUGUGAACUUUGUUGGCGAGCUCACAUCUGUUGAAUCUUUGUGCAAUAACUACCACUUCAGAGAACUGUAUUUAACAGGGAACCCAUGUUCAGACUUUGAGCACUACAGAGAGUAUGUCAUUGGGACAUUACCCCAGCUCCAGUGGCUUGAUGGAAUACAGAUUGAAAAAUCAGAAAGAAUACAGGCUGUUCAGAAUCUUCCUUUUAUCAGAGGGAGGAUAUUAGAACAGCAAGCAGCACACCUGAAGAAAAGGGCAAGAGAAAAAGCAGAGGCAGCAGCGAAACAAAACGGCAAGGCAAAGGAAACUGAUGGGGUUGAAGGUGAUGAGAAUGAGGAAAGCAACAAAGAGAACAAACCAGGAUUUGAUGGCAGAUGGUACACUGACAUAAACGAAAGAGACAAGAAAGAUGUCAAGAAAGAAGAAAAGUCUCACGAGGAAAAAGUGGAUGAAUUUUGGAAUGAAAAAACUGCCUAUACACCAGAGUCACGUCUAGAAGUUCACAACCACCUUCAAGAGCUGAAGACCAAGGAAGAGAAAAAGGAUGAUGUUGAGCAGAAGGCCCCAAGGAAAUUAUUUGCAGAUGACGGAAGGCCAUACAAUAUUAAUGAACCAAAAUUGGAUUUCAGUUUGACAGAAGAUGAUCAAAAUGUACUUCUCGACUUAGCCAUUUUCAAACAUUUAGAUACUUCCUCACUGGAAUGUGAUGUUCAGCCCACCUAUGUGAGGUUAAAAGUGAGAGGCAAGAUUUUCCAGCUGGAACUUCCUGUUGAGGUAAAUGGGGACGACAGUUCUGCGAAACGGUCUCAGACAACAGGUCACCUUCUUGUCUCCAUGCCAAAGGUAAAGGUGAAGCAAAUAAUCAGACCAAAGACACAUAACUCCAACAGCAAAGUGAACAAAGCUAGUGAUCAGAAAGGGAAAAACGACAGUAACUUUUUGGAGGUUGAUGCGAGUGCCCGUAAAGCAGUGGAUGUGACAAGCAUUGUUGCAGACAAUGAAGAGAAAAAAAUGAAAGCUGCCGCACCUUUCGGAAGCCAAAUGUCUCGAAGAGAUCUCCCAGAAAGAGAGAACAGUGCUGACUUUGUUGACGAUCCAGAUGUUCCCCCACUCUUGUGAACCUUUUUUCAAGAUUUGUACAGAGUGAUUAAAAAAACAACUUCAAAAUGAAUU